Phaeodactylum tricornutum CCAP 1055/1 is the source of this 2121-nucleotide messenger RNA. RefSeq lists its product with no specific name. The transcript has a single exon. The coding region runs from base 1 to 2121 and encodes 706 amino acids. NCBI's taxonomy places the organism in Eukaryota, Bacillariophyta, Bacillariophyceae, Surirellales, Neidiaceae. The record is from RefSeq and is a predicted model, not a curated record.
AUGACAUUGCAGCAAUACACUCGAGCGUUUUUACUUCAAUCUCAUUCGUAUCCGAGAAUACGGCACGCGCUUCCAAACGUUCUCGCGCCUGUCACCGCGGCCGUUUCCACUUCACCCGACUCGUUUCAGUCCGCUUCCCCAGAACAUCCGAGCACCAGUGCCGCAGGGGAAGGCCUAUCCCGAUUCCAUCAAUCCAUAUUAUCACGUACAGUAGAACGACAACGCUUCGUUACGGGGCGAUACCCACUAACGGUGACAAUUCGCGAAAAUCCGACGCGGAAAUGGUUGCGACUUGGACAAUCCAACGGCGAUUCCGUAGCGACUACGGAAAUUUUUGUCAAUAAUACAACUACAAUGCGCAGCUUAGCGUCACUCGAUCGAUUUCAUUGGCUUGAUGAUAAGGAACGGCAAACGCUGCUGGAUAGUUAUGCCAUGGUGAGUUUGGAAUUCAUUGCCGAAAUUCAUAUAGAGCGUCCCGGAUAUUUGCAUUUGUUGAGGUGUGACGGCGCCGGAUCAUCGGCCGCGACACAACGAUCCUUGCGAGACGUUUUGCCCUUCAAGCGGCCCGCAGCAAUUCUGAAGGAAUUGGAAGACGACCUCACUAAAUUGUACCGCGAUCGUUUGUGGGUGACCGGAUUCAGUCUGACGGGAAGACAGGGAUUUGUCAAAUCGAUCGAAACAAACGACGGCUUUAUUGGGUCGGUCAAUCCAAGGACGGCUUCGUCCGUAUUGUGGCCUAAUGAAGUCACUUCGGUCCCCUCGCAACUUUUACAAGAUUCGUCACAAAUGAAAAAUCCCGGGGUACCGCGUGCGUUUCGACGAGACGGGCUUUACCAAGAUGCCUUGCUCGUUUCCGACGGCUUUCUUGUGCCGGGCAAGGAUCAUGGGGGUUUGUAUAUUGUCAAGAACCCAGGAAAUCCGCAAACGGAAUGGACCAUGUCUCUCACCGACAAUAGUGGUCGAUGGUUCUAUCACCGCGCCGUAUGGGCCGAUCUCACCGGAGACGGGCGGCAGUCGAUUCUCACCGCGCGCUGCAAGGUAUCCACCAAUAUUGGCAACAAAAAUGAUGGCGUCACCUCCGGGAUUUCCAAGAAAGGGGAGCUAGUAUGGCUGGAAUGUCCACAGCCUGCUUCAAUUGAUCCAACCACUGGGACACCCCUCGAAACCGAUGGAACACAGUUCGAUCCAUUCAGUUCCCGCCAUUUGCCGUGGAAAACACGAGUUCUCGCCACUGGACCGGAUGUUAUGUUUUGCGUUGCGGAUCUGGAUAUCACGGACGAUACUAUCGAAGUCAUAUCAAGCCAAUUCUUUUCCAAAUCUGUAGCCUUGCACAGCAUUCGACGAGGACCGGAGCCAAAAGUUUGUUUUACAAGAAGUAUUGAUGAUCGAUGUGGGACGGCGUUUAGUUCCAUUCUUGUUGAUCUGGACUGCAAUGCUGUUGGGACAAAAAAAGAUGCGCAAGCUUCUAAGCAGGAUCGGUGUGUAAUCAACUCCGGCAGUUCCUUCGAGUCAUUGUCACGGGGUGACUGCUUUUCUCAUCUUCUUGUUACGAGCCAUGAAUGCAGUUACGUUGAACCUGGAGAAAUGCCGAGUUCAUCAUCUGCGGACGGAUCGGCCCUUUGGACUCCAGCUGACGAUACGGACGGUGGUUCUCUUUUCGCCUAUCGUGUACCUGAAGGCAAAGGCUCGUGGAAAACGAAUCCUUGGCUGCGAACCACCGUGGCGACUGGUUUCAAGGUGCACGGGCAAAUCAACAAUAUGAUCAACCCAGGGGCGCCAGGUUUCGUCUACUCUUUCCACGCCAAAAAGGACGAUACCUAUUCGGGUAAGCGGCCUAUGAUUGCGAUUGCUGGCGACUGUGCGGAGGCGGCAUAUAUAUACCGGCCGGACAACAUUGUAGAUACUAGAUCUGAGAUUAGUGCCGAUCCCAGCACGCAAUACAAACUCAUGGUCGAAAUACAGUGUGGAUCUACCGUUGGGAGUAUUGGAAUUAGCUAUGACGACUUUACGACGGCCGAGCAAGAAAGCGGGUAUGCGAAGCUGUACAUUCCUUGCUACGAAAACGAUAAGGUAUUCGUGUUUGCCCUUGGUAGCGGUGAAGAAGAGAAGGAGAUAUGGUAG